Molecule: messenger RNA, 2015 nt
Organism: Nymphalis io (European peacock)
Lineage: Eukaryota; Metazoa; Arthropoda; Insecta; Lepidoptera; Nymphalidae
Product: BUD13 homolog
Exons: 6
Coding region: 73-1953 (626 amino acids)
Biological process (GO): mRNA splicing, via spliceosome
Cellular component (GO): U2-type spliceosomal complex; RES complex
Molecular function (GO): RNA binding
Source: RefSeq, a predicted model, not a curated record
AAUUACUAAACGCGUUAUUGACGUGAUUAUUCCUCGGUUUUAUUUUUUUAAAUAUAAAUAAAUAAAUAAAUAAUGUCGACAGCGAUAAAUCAAAAGGCGUACUUACAGAAAUAUUUAACAGGUCGAUCAUCUGAUAAGAAGAAAAAAAAGAAAAAGCUUGUGAAAGGAAAAGGAUUUAAAAUAAUUGACGAUGACUUAGAUCUCACUAAGUUACGCCCGCUAGGUGGUGACGAACUGGACAUAUUGAAUGAGGGUGAAGAUGCACCUCAGGUAGUUGGUAUCAUUGACGAGAGACCCGAAGAAAUCAGGAAGUUAGAAGAUUUUAAAACAUCUUCCAAAUGGAGAGUAAUUAAUCAGGAUGAUGGAUUUAACAGUAAAUUACAAAUUGAAGAAGUUAAACGUGAUAAUAAAGAAGUAGAGAAAGAAAAUGAGAUUGUAUUCGGGAAAAUGUACAGCGAUUCAGAGGAUGAUAAAAAAUAUGAUUCCGAUCCGUCACCUCCGAGAAAAAACUCAGAGAAAAAUAAGAAAAAAAGUACUUCUAAGGGCAACCAAGACAGUGAUAGUGAUGUCAGUCCACCACGAAGAAACGAUAAGUCUAAAAAUAGAAAUUACGACUCAGACCCCUCGCCACCUAGAAAUUCUAAAAAGUCAGUACAAAACAAAGAUAGAAAUAAUCGUCAAAGAGAUAUUGAGGGAAGCCCUCAAAGAAGAGGAAAUUCUUCCAGUUGGAUGAACAAAAAUGAUGACUCAGAUGAAUCGCCUCCACGAAAAAGACCUAAAAAGAAAACUUCUACAGCAAAUAGAAAUUAUGACACACAAUUAUCUCCACCAAGAAAAACUAGCAAUAAUAAAAUUAAAAGAGAAAGGAAACCAUCCCGUUGGGGCAAUUUUGAUGAUACACAAUCAAGACGAUCUAAAAGUCGUGAAACUUCACCCAAUGGAACAAAUAACAGGUCUCAUACGCCAGACAAAAACAAUAGAAAAAAAAUUAAUUCUGACACCUCAUCAUACAAACCAAGAAGUAAUGAUUACGACUCUGAUUUAUCACCUCCUCGAAAAUCAAGACGUCAAUCACCAAAAUCUUAUUCGCAGGAUUCAGAUCUUUCUCCUAGAAGAAGAAAGAAAGAAGACAAGUAUGAUAAAUAUAAAAAUAACGACAGAAAAAACUUUGAUAAACGGAGAGGUGCGUCACCUAAGAAUAAAAGAUCAGAUCAAUUUCAGAGGCAAGAUAGAAGGACAGAGAGAAAUGAAAGUGAUUCUGAUUUGUCACCCCCAAGAAGAGAAAAAAGCAAGAAUCAUAGUGGAAGAGAUUAUAGAAACGAUGAGCCCCCACCAUCAAAUAAGAAAAUGGAAAAAACUUUAGAAGGCAAGAAAGCUGGUCUGCAAGACGCUGGUCAAUUGAAAGAAGAGAACCGAGCAUUCAGGAGACGCGAAGAGGAGGCAUUUAAGCACAUGACAGAUGAAAUGUCUGGUAGAAAUGCCAAAGCUGUGUCACGGAAAAGUAAAAGAGAUACGUCACAAGACAAACAGAUGCAAAGAGAAAAAGCGGAAAGACAAAAAGAGCUGGAUGAGAAAUAUAAAAAAUGGAGUAAAGGGAUUAAACAAGUCGAAGAUCAGCAAGCAGCGGUCCAAGAUUUCAUACACGAAGCGUCUAAACCUCUAGCUCGGUACAAAGACGACCGUGACCUUGAAGAUCAGCUGCGCGACGUCGAGCGGGCCGGGGAUCCCAUGCUGAAGUACAUACGAGAGAAGAAGAGAGAGAAGGGAGAAUUAGGACCCGAGAAACCAAUAUACAAAGGCAAUUUCCCGCCAAAUCGUUUUAAUAUUCGACCAGGAUACCGGUGGGAUGGUGUGGACCGCUCUAAUGGCUACGAAAAGAAGUACUUUGAUCAGCAAAGCAAGAGAAAGGCUCAAGAGGAAGAAGUCUACAAAUGGAGUACAGAAGACCUAUAAAUUGUUUGUAAAUAUUUUUAUACGAGCCCAAUUGAAAUCUGGUAUUAAAAUAUUUUAUAUUA